Adineta ricciae is the source of this 456-nucleotide messenger RNA. NCBI's taxonomy places the organism in Eukaryota, Metazoa, Rotifera, Eurotatoria, Adinetida, Adinetidae. The record is from the annotation of a GenBank genome assembly.
AUGAAAAUUACUGAGAAGAAAAAGAAAACGACUCCUGUGAGUCUACAUGGUAUUCCUAAAUGGAUAAAAGAAUAUCGCGAUCGAUUUUGCAUGGAUCUCGAUCAGCUCGAGCAAUCCUCUCGAAAUUUCCUCGCUGUCAAUAAAGUGAAGUCUUCUGAGCAAUCUCAAGAUAACAAUCAAUCAAACGAAGAUGACGACGACGAUGGCGGUUGGACUGUUGUGUCACAUUCGUUGAAAAAAACGCGUCAAAGGAUGGUUCCGUCAACCGAUAAAACACUGAACCGCCUUCGGGCGAAGCACAAACGUUCCAGCGAGAAAAAAGAACUGGUCAACUUCUACAAAUUUCAAAUGACCGACAAGAAAGUCGAUCAGCUGGAACAGUUGAAAAUGAAAUUCGAAUUAGAUAAACAACGCAUCACACAAAUGCGACAGCAACGUAAAUUUAAACCAUUUUGA